Molecule: messenger RNA, 5168 nt
Organism: Nilaparvata lugens (brown planthopper)
Lineage: Eukaryota; Metazoa; Arthropoda; Insecta; Hemiptera; Delphacidae
Exons: 15
Coding region: 111-2345 (744 amino acids)
Source: RefSeq, a predicted model, not a curated record
ACCACCAUUUUCACCGGUCAAAACAAAACAAUGGUGGCAGUUGCUUGGAAAGUGGAUUUAGUUUUGAAAGACAUAUUAUAAGAUUUGUGUGUUGCCAUUCUCAGAUCAGUAUGGCGGAAGGAGGAGACCGUUAUGAAAUUCCUUCAAGAGACGAAGCGAAACCCAUACUUGAUGAGUUGAUACGUAAGAGAAUGCACUGGGAUGAAAUUGAGGAUAUUUUUCAAAUGUUUUUGGAAUUAUGCGGCGAUGAACAAAAACUUAUGUUCAAUUUUUUGAAAAUAUUUAUGGCCACUAUACCAGAAGCGGCCAUUCGUGAUGUUUUAGUUGUGGAUCACGCAAAUAUUGUGUUUGGCUACGAUGUUGAUCAGAUGCUAGGUGAUUUAAAGAUACUAAACAAAAUGUUCUUCGAAGAUCAUGAAAAGCGACUGACAACCUAUCUGAUGAAUUUCAAGAUGUUUGUGAGUGAAAUGCUACAUUCAGAGAAUGUCUUCACUGUAUUCGAACAAAACCGUCAAAUGCUGGCAGUUCUAAAUGUCAUGCUUAGGCAGAUGUGCAUUUCAGAGUACAUCAGACAAAGAGAAGUUGCUAUCAUUGCAAUGUUCGAAAUGCUUACUUGGUUGUUGGAAAAUCAUGAUCAACAUAACGAUCAGAGAGUGACAACUUCCGAUGAAUACGACUCAUUACGAAUGGAGCAAGAUACCCCUACUACUUCAUUGGCUUAUAUGAAAGCUUGUGCUCUCCACUGUAUUUCACUGCCUUUGAUUAUUGAGCCACACCAUAUGAUCCGACUGUCAGUAUUAAACUACAUUCGAGGGCAUUGCAAAAAGUAUGUGGACAUGGUGAAUGAUGCGGGCAUACUCAAGGGUCUCGCUCACUGCAUUAUGGACAGUUCCUUGCAAGUUCAACAGGCUUGUGUCGAGCUCCUUUUGGAUAUGUUGGAGAACUCCAAUCAACCACAACUGAUAGAUUGGUUUUAUGACGAAUGCCAAAUUUCACUCGACUAUACGGCGACUCCUGUCAAUUUAUUGAUUGAUAAUUUGUCCCCUAAAGCGUCAGAAGAUUUUCUCAACACUUCAAUGAAGAUUUUAAUAUAUUUGGAAAAACACUGUCCCGGCCGUAUCAAGUUAACAGGUGUGAAACUCCUGUUGACAAACCUGUGCAGUUCUGACAUGGAAGCAGUGAAAUUGCUUGCAGAAUUCUUGAAAACGUUGCUAUGUGGAUUAACUGCAACCUCUCACCUGGCAGGCUAUGAACAUUACAAAAAGUAUAUGGGCUUCUUUGUUAAAUUGCAACUGAGUGUAUCCAAAACAAUACCUACCGAUCUUUUUGUUAACCCAUGGAUGGGAAACCCGGAUUCUCCAUUGCUCAAUUUUGAGUAUUUCAUUAAAUAUUUGUUGGAAGAAGGAGUGUUUGGUGAAAAAGUGGGAAACCGCUUGCUGGCAGUGUUGAGGUGUGUCGUAUGUCAGCUGAAGGGCUUCUUCCAACCGCAAGUUGCUCAAUCCACCAGAGAGAUGCUCAUCAAUGAUAUGUCAAAUGACGAUAGAAUGAACAAACUAGUCAAUUUUGUAAUCAACUUUGCAAAAUACAUCGAUGGUCUCCUGAAACAUUGGAAGGACGUAAAAGAAGACUGCCUGAAUAUAAGCCUGGAUAUCAUCAUCCAUAUUCCAGUCGUGUAUCUUACUGAGAAAUCGUUUCUCAAAUACUUGCACGUGAUGAUCGAGAAAAUCCUACUGAACGAACCGUUCAACUUGAAAGAGAGAGAACGAGCAAUAAAGGUUGUGGCACAUGUGAGCAGUGCAGGUGAACCGAUCUGCAAGAAUUUUGUGACCGAAGUGAUUGGCAAUUUGCUGGAGUCUUUCGAAGCCAAUGUUUACAGAUUGAUUGAUGAGACCGAAUCACUCAACAGCGGCGUUAAUCGAAAAGUGCUAGCUGACUGCCAGAAUAUGCUGGCUUUGUCUGACCACUUCGAUCUGACUCCAGCUCUUGAAGAGAUCAGUUGUCGCGAAAUCGUAGUCUCCCUUUCCAAGUUUUUUUUGGCUAAACAUAAUUCCAAAGAGGCGAAAAUGUAUGUAAUGAGAAUACGCCAUUUAUUGUUGAUUGUUGACAUAAACCUAACUAUUGAGUCGUUUACCAAGCAUCAUGACAGAAACCGGUAUAGACAGCCACUUGAUGAAUUCGAGAAAUGUGUGGACACUUACAUGGCCGACAUAUCUAAAAUGAAUAAUAUUUUGAAUGGUUGGCUGGGAAACCUUGAAGAGAAAGAACAAGUCAAUAUGUUGGAAAUUAUCAAAAAAGAACAAGACAUCCUUCGCUUGCUGAGGCAGUUUGAUUCUGAUGGCUCUUAAUGAUAAUGCUUUCAAUAGCUGAAGAUUUCAAGCAACUUAUUGUCGAGCCUCUGAAAUGAGGAGAGAAUUCCUUUCCCUUCAGCAGCAAAUACUGGUUUGUUCAAUUCUACAUGAUAGUUCAUUCAUUUAUCCAUCUUUACAUAAUCACCUAUUAAAAUGAUUUUAGUAUUAUAAUAAUACGUGGGCAGAUUGGAAAGUUUCCGAUCUAUCCAUGAAGAUAAUAACUCUCGUUAACAAGAUAUGUAGUAUCUUUCUGCUCUUAUUUUGUUAUAGAUACUCACUAAAAUUUCAGUCAUUUUUGACACUUAGUAUUUAAGUUACAAUAGUCUGUGUAAGUCGAUGUCGGGUGUGUGCCUUGGCUUGCUUAACUUGAUCAAUCCCAACUCUGUUCACUGAAUUUAGGUGUAAAUAAUCUGAGUUCUGGCACCAAUUUGUUAUUUGGUAUGAUAUUUCGUUGCAUCACUGACCAUACAUAACUGAAAAAUCAGUGGAAUUUUGAGGGGUAUAUAAAUUAUUAUCGAUCGGUCGUAUCAAAAUCAUGAUAUCAUUGUCUUUAACUUUUUAUUUUAUUUUCAAUUCUUAACAUUUUUGGAUUUUUGCUUCCACACAUGUUUGUAAGUAAAUAAAUUUAUUGUUAAUUUCGUCACAAACACUAGUAGUAAUUCACAUUUAGAGGGGUGAGAAUCAACGUGGUCUAACUCAAUUUUUCAAGAAUUUCAGGAGAGAGACUUCAAUGAGAAGGACUGUAGAAUAGUUAUUUGUGCAACUAGUGCGCAAAGUGACAGUUUGCUGCACCAAAAGAAACGUUUAGGCACGUGCCGUAGGCGAGGGCGGAAUGGUUUCUUGAGUGCAGCAGAGGAACUUUGCUCACGUAUUUCACAUUGAAUUUUUCCUUCAGUUACCAUUGAAUAUGAGAAGUGGUUGAUUCUGGGUAAAAUGAUGGCUGAAAUCCAUCAAAUGUUUGUCUGUAUAAUUUUGUUAUUAAUAACAACUUUAAUUUAUUUUAAACUUGAUAAUCCAAUUGAAAAUUAAUAAUCGAGUAUUUAUUCAAAUUAAAAAUUAAAUUGAAAAUUUGAAUAAUUUUGAGUAAAUCUUAAUUUCUAAAUAAUUUUUCAACCAAUCAAUUUAUGAAUGAAAAAAAUAUUAUUUGAAAUAAUGAAUAAUUAAUAAUAUUCAAAAUGUAUAAUUUAAUGAGUUCUCAUUUUUAUUUAUUUGAAAAUCAGAAAAAAUAUAGAUAUAACAAAUUCGCAUUCAAAAUACACGCCAACAAUGUCAACAGCUGAUUGGGAUGGCUGCAAGAUAAUACACAAAGUAUUAGGAGUACGCAAAGUAAUAUUUUGCGCACUAGAGCGGAAAAGUGAUUCUUUGCGUUCUGUAAUCAGUACAGGAAUGGUCACUUUUCAAGGUAACUGUAGGAAAAAUCAAUUAUUAUAAGAAAUUGAGUUUAUUUAUUGGAUACUGUACAUGAAAUAGUACUCUAACUCAUAUCGUUGUCAUACUUCCUUUUUUUCAUUUUAUUUUAACAAUAUUCAGAUGCAAAUAUUGAGUUGCACCACUUUUUUAUUUUCUGAAGAUUUUGAGCUCUUUUGAUUUUUAAACAGUUUUUCUCAAUAAAACUAGACAAAAUUACCUUUAAUUACAAACUUGUAGUAAUUCAGUAGUUCAGUAAUAUCAGUAGUAAUUCAUGGUAAUUCACUUAUUUAUGGUAGUGAGUUAUUUCAAUCUAGCUUCCAUCACAAAGUUUCGUAAUUAAUUUCAAUGAGUAUUAUACAGUUUUGCUGUUAUUGCAAUUUCAAGAUUUAACGUCAAAUUCGUAACCAAAGAAUAAGUACAAAUUAUGUUUUGUAGUGUAAGAUUUUUUGUGCUAUAGUAUACACUUGUACAUUAGUAGAGUCCACUAGCUGCUAAGGGAAAGCGGAAUCGGAAAUGUCAUUUACAUUUGAGUUGCGGACAUUUCCAAUUCCACAUUCCCGUAGUAGCUAGUGGACGCUACUAAUGUCCCUAGGUGCCGCGUGACUUGGUCUGAGAUUUUGUACUUGCUAAUAAAGGAAUAAGUCUGAGAUUGUAAGAUUUGAGAGGUGUAACAUUUUUUACUUGAUAAAUCGAGUAGCCAGAACCAAAUGCUAACAUUUGGUUUCAUGAUUGAUCUCUUAAUUGUGAGAAUACAGAACUAUUGAAUCUAGAUCAUAAAUAGUAUUACCAAUUUAAUUGAUAACUUUUCUAAAUAAUUUAUGUAACGAAAAGGUGAGAUAUAGCUUUUAUAGCAUGUAUUUUGACAUGUGAUUAAAUGUUGAAAUGUGAGAUAAGAUAGCUUUUAUAUCAUCGAUUUUCAAAUGUGUUUGAAUGUCAAUUGAUACUAUCAAAGACAAUCUUUGAUUUCAUAGUAUAGAUUUUGAAAUGUGUUUAAAUGUUAAUUGAUAAGUUACCAAAGACAAUCUUUGGUUGUUAUAAAACUUCUGAUACUUUUAUAUUCAGAAGAAACUGCUCACUUACUAUUAGGAAUCUUUUUAUUUAGUAGACAGCUCCAAGUAAAAUGCAGCUGUAAGGUGCGCCACUUAUAAUUCGUGAUGCACCUUGAAAUAAUUCAGAAGUAGACUAAUAAUUAUUAUAAGAAAAAAACUUGCAUAUUUCCAGUAUUAAGAAUACAGUAUUUCUUGUAUACAAUAUUAACAUAAGGUUUUUCUAGUGCCUAUAAAUAAACGGUGCUGAAGUUCCUCUUUUACACAUAUAUAUUAUAUGUUUAUGCUAUUAUACUUUUCUACUAUUGAAUAUUUGACUUUUGUGUACUUACAAGCUCAAAAUAUAUUUGAUUUUCUAAAAAAA